This is a messenger RNA of Monopterus albus (swamp eel), 5917 nucleotides long. RefSeq names its product phosphodiesterase 3B (gene pde3b). The record is from RefSeq and is a predicted model, not a curated record. Gene Ontology annotation, molecular function: 3',5'-cyclic-nucleotide phosphodiesterase activity. NCBI's taxonomy places the organism in Eukaryota, Metazoa, Chordata, Actinopteri, Synbranchiformes, Synbranchidae. Gene Ontology annotation, biological process: signal transduction.
GCGACAGAGAGCUCCGUUGCUGUAAAAACAACAUCUCACCUUCUUUCUUUAGUCCAAGUGUUGGAGCACGUUUGAGUGACCAUGGAGUGCGUUUGCUGUCAUGUAGUUCAGCGUUAACACGGCGUGAAUAGUAGAAGAGGGGGACUUUUGAGUGGAUACGAGGAGUCACAGUCGAGCCAUGGCUGCUCGGGAGGAAGGAGAGGUAUUGCACAGUAAAAUAAGGCACCACGACGGAGCUGGAAGUGUAAACAGCUCAGAGGGCUUCAGAAACGGCUAUGUGAAGAGCUGCGUCACCCCCCUGAAACAGGACCUUCCGAAGGGAUUUUUGUUUAACGUGUGCAAGUUUUGCAACGAAGAUAUUGUUAAUUCAAAACUGUUUAAGGUUUCUGCCCUAUACGUCGGCGCGUUUGUAAUUUUCGCGGCUUCUUUUCUCAUUUCUAGGAGCUUGCAAAGUGACUUGCUUUGGGAUUUGCGGACUUUUUUGUUGGGCUUCUCCCAGUCCAUUAGUCCUUUAUUCAGCAUAGGAUGUGCUUUCUUCUUUUUAACGUUUUACCUGAGGAGAAGAAAGAAAGAGAGCAGCAAAUGUUGGCUCCUUUCACUACCAGCAUCGUGUUACCUCGGGGAUUUUUUGGUUUUGCGGUUUUUGCAGUGGGGAGAGGACCAACACCAGAUGCAAAUGGUGGGCAGGUUGUUAUUCGUGUUGGGAUGUGUAGGUCUGCUCACACUGAUCCCCACUCUCAAACUCAAACACAGUGUCCUUAUACUGGUCUUUGCCAGCAUUGUGUGGCUUGUUUCUUUCACAAGUUUGAGCGGUCUGCCUGCACUGCUCAGACCGCCCUUCUGUUCUGGGUCCCUGUUGGGGCUCAGUUUUGACCGUUAUUAUCCGUGGACGGAAGCACCGAGUGGGAUCUCCAGCGCGGAGGAAAAAGUCCCUGUGAUCAGACCUAGGAGAAGGUCCAGCUGUGUUUCGCUUGGGGAGACGUCGACCAGCUAUUAUGGCAGUUGUAAAACGCCUCGCAGACCCUCGUUACCCUGUAUAUCCAGAGAACAGAUGAUCUUGUGGGACUGGGAUCUAAAACACUGGUACAAACCACAGUAUCAGGGUGCAGUAAGCGGCAACGGCGUGGACCUUUCAGUCAUCAACGAGGCCAGGAACUUGGUGUCAGACCUGCUGAUGGACUCUUCUCUUUCGCCACACACCAUCUCAGCUCUGCGCAGCAUCUCCAGCCUAAUGGGGACAUUCUCAGGGUCGUGCCGUCCCAGGGUAAACCCAUUCACCCCUUUCCCAGGUUUCUACCCCUGUGAUGAAGUGGAGGACUCAGCAGAGAGAACUGACAGGAAAACCAUUAAGGGUUUGAGCAGCAGAAACAGCCUUCCCACCCCUCAGCCCAGGCGGAGUUCCACCUCCUCCUCGUCCUCUACACUCCCUCCUGUUGACUCCGCCUCUACUCGCUGGGAGCGCAACAAUGGCAAGAGACCCUACCCCGACCUCAACUUGACCAGCGUAGGUCUUUCCAAUGGGCCAAAUACAAACCUGCUCACCAUUCCCAAGCAGAGGUCCUCCUCUGUUACCCUCACCUGCCAUGCAGGGCCCAGGAGACCAGGCACAUCACCUAGCCUGAGCCCAGUCACCUCACCAAGCCAUAGUCCUCCUUCAGUAGGUACGGGCUCUUCAUUGUCUCUUGUCCCUCGAUUGCCUGUGGAGUUCCCAGACACGGCUGACUUCCUGACAAAGCCAAGUGUCAAUCUAAACCUGCACAAGCCCUUGGGCUACACCCUUAGCCCACCUGAUUUUCAGCAGGCUUUCCGUAGCUCUACCUUCCCUCUUUGCACAAGCUGUGGUCGUCAGAUGCUCAAGGGAGUUUCUAGCAGUGAUACAGGCGAAUCUCAUCAACCAUUUAGUAGUGAGGCUCAACACAUGCGCUCAGGUGAAGUGCUGGAGUUCACAGGGGAGCCUCUGAUCAGGGAGGAGAGUGUGGAGGCGGACGUGUCUGGAGACGGAAGACCAGAUGUUGCAGGGAACCAGGGACAGGCAGUUUUUUUUAGGGGCGAGCAGGAGUUCAGGCUAGAUCCUAUGCUGGAGGACCAUCAGGCUCUCAUGGAGAGGAUGAACACGUGGAACUUCCAGAUCUUUGACCUGGUGGACAAAACAGGAGGGAAGACUGGAAGGAUACUCAGCUAUGUGACAUAUACCCUUUUCCAGGAUACAUGUCUGUUUGAAAUUUUCAAGAUCCCUGUGCGGGAGUUCAUGACAUACUUCUGUGCUCUGGAAAAUGGCUACAGGGACAUUCCCUAUCAUAACCGGGUCCAUGCUACUGAUGUGCUCCAUGCUGUCUGGUACCUGACCACUCGACCAAUCCCUGGGUUCCAGCAGAUCCACAGUGAACAUGUGACUGGAAGUGACACAGAUUCAGACAGUGGGAUCUCUCCAGGCAGGAUAUCCUACGCUUCCUCCAAGAGCUCCUUGAUUUCAGAUGACAGCUAUGGCUGUUUGGCCUGGAACAUACCUGCCUUGGAGCUCAUGGCCCUUUAUGUAGCAGCUGCAAUGCACGACUAUGACCAUCCUGGUCGCACAAAUGCCUUUCUAGUAGCCACUAAUGCACCUCAGGCAGUGCUGUACAAUGACCGUUCAGUGCUGGAGAACCACCACGCUGCAUCUGCCUGGAGCCUCUACCUGUCUCAGCCCGAGUUCCACUUUCUGGUCAACCUGGAUCAUGUGGAGUUCAAGCGUUUUCGCUUCCUUGUCAUCGAGGCUAUUUUGGCCACAGACCUCAAGAAGCACUUUGACUUCCUAGCUGAAUUCAAUGCCAAGGUGAAUGAUGUGAGCAGUCCAGGAAUUGACUGGACCAAUGAGAACGACAGGCUGCUGGUGUGCCAAGUGUGUAUCAAGCUGGCAGAUAUCAAUGGACCAGCUAAAGUCCGUGACCUACACCUCAAGUGGACAGAUGGCAUUGUCAAUGAGUUUUAUGAGCAGGGAGAUGAGGAAGCCAGGUUGGGAUUACCCAUCAGCCCCUUCAUGGACCGCGCCUCUCCGCAGCUGGCCAAGCUACAGGAGUCUUUCAUCACCCAUAUUGUAGGGCCGCUUUGUAACUCUUACGAUGCUGCUGGCCUGCUUCCUGGCCACUGGAUUAAUGAAGCAGGAUUGGAGGAGGACGAUGAGGAGGGGCAGGUGGACACAGACACAGAUGAAGAUGAGGAUGAGGAAGAUGAGCUAGAAGAUGAGGUGGCACCAAAAAGGAGGAAAGGUCGCCGCAGGUUGUUCUGCAGCAUCAUGCAGCACCUGACAGAGAACCACAAGGUGUGGAAGAAGGUCAUCGAGGAGGAGGAGAAGAGCAAAGACCUCAGCAAACAGCAGCAGCCAGACAGCCUAAUUGCCAGCCUGCCUUCCUCCCCGUCAGAUGAUAUCCAGGUCAUCCAGGAAGAGGAGGAGGGAGAAGAACGUCAGUAGCAGGAGGACAAAGGAACAGAGAUGCAUGAAAAAGAAGAGAAGCGGCAGUAAAAAGACACGAGUCCCCUCAACCAUCUGCCUUUCACCAACACACAUAUAUAUUAAAAGAUUCACUGUGCAGACACUCAGAUGCUUAAGCAGUCACUGUUCUUGGAGAAAGAAAAAGGCCUUACUACUGUGAGCGGAUCCUUGCUGCAACGGUGGGAGCCCAACUCCUAUGCACUUUCACCCCAUGGAGAGUCAAGUGCACCCAGACAGAAAGCACCAGAACUGAGGAAAAAGGUGCAGAAGUAGGACGGGGUCCAGCAUGAACUUUAUGGUAACCUGGCUGUUAUGCUGCCUUGAAUGCAAAGCGCUUACACCUCCCUUAGGUACAAAACAAAUCCUGUCUAUUUAAAAAUGAAAGGUAGGGGGAAAAUAAUGAAGUAAGCAACAUCAUGAAGUGACUGAUACCCUUUACCAAAGUGAACAGUUCAAACAUAGAAAGACAUGAGACUGGGACUGUUUCAGCCUCAAUGUCAGGUAUAUUUUUGAAUUAUAUAUCAAAUGUGCCUGUUUGAACAUUACUGAGUCCAUAUUGGCCCAGAGCCUAGGCUUGUGUAGUAGUUCUCUCUUGCUGGCGACACAAACACUGUAUCAGACUCAGUCACAGAGACAUUAUUGAAAUGUUGACUGAUUAAUAGCAUUAUAUCUGCAUCAUUUUUGAUGCUUUUACUCAUGUGUACCACCUGUCCUUUUGUUAGUUUGUUUCUUUGACUCUCCUUGCUUCAGUUUGUUUGUGUGCAUGUGAAUGUUUUUGGUGAGAAUGUGUCAGAGCGAUUGAGUAGGGAGAAAGAGCACAUUUUUAAUUAUUUUAGUAAACCGUGUGCAUGUUUGAGUGUCCUUACAGUAAUGGUUGGUUUUUAAUCAGUGAAAUGUCCUCUGGUGUUUAACUCUUUGCAUUCAGAUCAGAAGUGCUGUUACAAUGGAGUCAUUUUCCUUUUUGAUUAUAAGUGUUUUUUAAAGGUUACUCAGGAUUCAUGCAAAGUUAAACAAUUAUUUUGCAAGAAUUUAUGUCAUUAAUAUGAAACUUUAAAAGCUAAGAAAAUUAAAAAUCUGGGUGACUGAAGUAGUUUGUAAUCUCUUAAUGAACAACUUGACUACAAACAAAUUGAAGCAAUUGAAAUCCUCUGACAGAGGAGCAUACAGGAUGUGCUGUAUCUUGGCCAUUGAUACACUUUGUAUAAUCUUUCUACAACCUCAAUGAAGAAAAGCUUUCCUUGAUUGUCAGCUGACUUGCAGUUCUUUAGUAGUAUAUUAGACCAUUAGUUUUAGUUCUAAAUGUCAGUUUCAGCCAGCUGGCAGACGCUGAUGUUUAGACAAAUUGAAAGCUUACUUUUCAUCAUUUUUUUUAACUUUUUUUUUUUCCUUCUUUCCAAACCCAUCACUUGGCCAGUGUAUAAAGAAAGGAUCCAGGGUUUCAUUUCAUUUUUGUUUAUAUAUAUAAUUAUAUUUAAUGAUGUACCAUGAGGCAGGUUUUAAAAGUGUUAGUUCUCUAUUUUUCUCUCUACAAAUUUUUGGCAUUCCACUAGAACAAGACGUUUUAUGAAAGGGAAUUCUGAAUUGUUGCCUAGCUCCUUUAUCACCUUAUUAAAUCAUAAUCUCUGGAUAAAAUAUUGUGUAAAUUGAUAUAGUGAUAUUUAAAGACAAGAAUAGAUACAGGUGUGCACAUUUUAAUACCAAACAAGUGUUUAGCCGCUGUACAAAAGAGUAUGUGCAUAUAAAUAUAUAUAUUUUUAAAUAAUCAAAUGAAUCUUGUUUUCUACACGCUGACACAUUGUACAUUGAGAUCCUGUAAUUACCGUUGCGUUUCCAGAGUUUUUAUCUACUUCUAUUUACAGGUGUGGACCUGUGGGGUUUGGUGUUUCUUUUUUUUUUUUUUUUUUUUGCUCACUUUCAGCCUCUCCCUGUUCUGUAUCAUAACCACUCUUCUAUUUUCCUUUCUCUUCGUUAUCACUGUUGUCUCAGCCAACCUAACUAAGGCCAAACUUUACCUACAUACAGUAGUUUGUGGGCCAUGAUAUGCUGAUUGGAAAAAAGGUUCUGGGUUCAAGUACUGUUCAUGCAAAACAAACAACCUUGAGUCAAAUAUUCCAACCGGGUUCAAAGGUGCAGCGACAGCGGCAGGAGUCAGCUGGUCGGAGCCAUUGGCAUUCUGAUAACGCUGUCGUCAGUUAUUCCACACAGAAACCUUGGAAGCUCCCAACUUGACAUAUUCCGGCUCAUUAAGUUGUAGGUUUGUUGGAUUCUCACUGCGCAGUCUCUCAAACCACAGUGUCCUCUGAUGAUUGUGCCAUAAAUACAUCUAUGAAUGUCUGUUACCCUUAUGUAACAUCCAUAUACAUAUGUUUGUUUAAUGUAACCAUUCACCCUUAUCUACAGUGUGGGAGCAACUGAUUUUUGUUGUUAUUUAUAGCUGUCAUAAAACAC